CAGGGCGCGCUCGGGUGUGUUGGGGAUGGGGGUGCGGGCAGGUACAUGCAUUGCACAAACAUGUUCAUAGGAAACUCAGUCUGUCAGUCCAAACAUACCGAUCUACAAAUUACUUGACUGUCAUCUAUAGCGCAGCACAACAAAUCACAUCAGCAUCAUGUGAGACACAGAUGGGGAUAGAGAAGCGAGGUGCAGCAGAGACGAUUCCAGUUAAAUUAGAUUAUUGGAUUGCCUGCAACAGAUUAAAGCACGUCUUUUUUUCCACGACGUUUGGUUGACAUAAUCUAGGAAACCCUACUACCUUUCGACGUUUCUCAUCUCGAAAAUUAAUAUUCAGGUGUCCGCCAUGCUGACAAGUAUCAUGGACGGGAUCCUCUGCUGCCUCGCUGGCAAGUCCGCCAACGUGGUUGUGCCCAUCGAGACGUGCGAGCCGGCCGACGGCUUCGAGUUCGUGGAGGUGAAGCCUGGGAGGGUGCUGCGGGUGCGACACAUCGUCCCUGAGCGAUCGGUGGUGACGGAGCGCGCCAGUGGCCAAGGAGGCAGUGUGCACUGCAAACGUAAGAUCACGGUGUAUCGCAAUGGGCAGCUGAUCAUCGAGAACCUCGGCGAUGUGGUUCGCUCCGAGCUGCUGCACUGUCAGAACGGCGACCCGGAGCACAGCAGCACGCUGGAGGUGGAGCUCUCCAACUACAACAGCGCUGCUACCUCUACGGGGACCCCCGAUCCCCAACCGGCUUCACUGCCGGGACAACCGCCUGUGCCCCGCCGUCGUCACCGCAAGCCCAAGCGCACAGUGCUCAUCGAUUGUGAGCGCAAAAUAUCGAGCUGUAAGGGCACCCACUCAGACGUGGCGCUCUUUUUCAUGCACGGUGUGGGUGGCUCACUGGACAUCUGGGGAAGUCAGCUGGAUUUUUUCUCACGUUUGGGCUAUGAGGUCAUCGCCCCUGAUCUGGCCGGGCAUGGUGGCAGCUCUGCCCCGCAGAUAGCUGCUGCCUACACUUUUUAUGCUCUGGCGGAAGAUAUGCGAGCCAUCUUCAAGCGAUACGCCAGACGGCGGAACGUUCUCAUCGGACAUUCCUACGGGGUGUCGUUCUGCACCUUCCUGGCCCAUGAGUACCCAGAGCAGGUGCAUAAGGUGGUGAUGAUCAACGGAGGGGGGCCCACAGCCCUGGAGCCCAGCCUCUGCUCCAUCUUCAACCUGCCCGCCUGUGUGCUACACUGCCUGACACCCUGUCUGGCCUGGAGCUUCCUCAAAGCUGGGUUUGCCCGGCAAGGAGCCAAGGAGAAGCAGCUUCUGAAGGAGGGCAAUGCCUUCAACGUGUCGUCCUUCGUCCUGAGGGCCAUGAUGAGCGGACAGUACUGGCCGGAAGGGGACGAGGUGUACCAUGCGGAGAUCGCCGUGCCCGUCCUGCUGGUGCAUGGCAUGCACGACAAGUUUGUGCCAGUUGAGGAAGACCAGCACAUGGCAGAGAUUCUGCUCCUAGCCUUCCUGAAGGUCAUCGAUGAAGGCAGCCACAUGGUGAUGAUGGAGUGUCCAGAAACAGUCAACACUCUUCUUCAUGAAUUCUUCCUCUGGGAGCCUGAUAAUUCAUCCAAACCCAAACAAGAAACCAUCGAGUCCACUACACACAAGAUUCAUCCAGCCAAUGGGGAAGCUCAGCUGGCGGCAGAUAAUGAGCCCUGAAGCACGCAAGCGGGUUUGGCUCACUCUUUCCAGAAUGACGCGGACCGGUCCGAUGGCUUGGCCCAUGCUUGCCUGCGUUGGGCAUUCCUGCUCACUGGCUAAAAGGUGGUUUUAAUGGCUCCAGAGCAUGAGGAAGACAUGCAGGGAUGAUGCAAGCAGCUCCAGGUUUGAGCUGGAUGCAACAGUCAGACAUUCCACAGCAGAAGAAAAGACGCAAACGAAGACUAUGGGAAGGGAAGUAGGAGCGACAGCAAGCGAGGGAGUAGGGAGGGAGUUUACUGUUAAGCAGCAGUGACCCUCAGACAUCUUUGUGGCUCUGCCAUUGUGUUUGAAACCCAAAAGAGGGGUCUCAUGCACUGGGAGGAGUUCAACACGCACUUAGAGAUUCCAGCUGGUAAGUACAGUAGUGGUGAGCCAAAGAGGGCUCCAUCUCAGAGAUUCACUGUGGCAGAGGUAAAUCUCUGCUUUUGGCUGUUACUGUUAAUUAGUGAUGAUGUACGCUGUCGUGUCUGAAUGGCUAGUCGCAAUCAUGAAAGGAACUAUAAAAUAUAUGAUAUAUCAAUUUAAUUUUAAAUUGCUGGGUUACGAAGCUGAAAAUUGCCCAUAUAAACACAUCAGGGCUUAAUCCGAAUGUCUGGUUCUCGCCACUGUAUAGCAUUUUUUGAAAAUGUGACUUCAUUCUGCUUAGUUAUUGGUUUUGCAUAAUUUACAAAAUAUACAUAUAAUUCCACCUUCUGUUUCUAUAAUUAAAAUGGAACUCCAGGGACUGUGCACUGAUGUACACUGAGGUUCAUCUUCAUCUUUUCUAACUCUCUGCAUCAUUGAGGAGUCAAGCAGUACCUGGGCUAGUACUGUGGGCUUAAAUCUCUCUUAAAUCUGACAAUAGGUGGAAAAGUACAUGCAAUGUGCGUAGUACUACGCUGAUUAUGGCUGAAGACCUCAGUGACUGUGGUUUGGGAUUGAAUUAUGUUAUCGGCACCUUAAGAAAGUGAUAAAGCUGAACAAAACGCUGAAUGAAAUAUAUUACAUAACAAUGUACUGUAUGUUUUCAAGAUUUUAAUUGAUAGUCGGUCAUAUCAAUGCAGGCCUUACCUGCAAACAAAUCUACAGCAAGAUCCUCUGUAGAGACAGAUUAGUCUCUGGUCACUUUCUAAUACAUUCAACUGAAGUGAUGGAUUGUCGAGAAGGAAUUUGUGUAACUGAGUUUGUGUUUUCAUAGCUGAAAGCUACACCUGACAAUCUGAAACGUAAGGCACAUAGUAUGCUACAUCGGCUGAAUGAAGCUGAUUUUACUGGAACAUUAAGCGUUUCCUUAUUUCAUUGUUUAUAACUCCGUAUGGGACAUAGCUGUCCAACCCCCAGGCAGGACCCCCCCCCCCCAGUGUCUGAAACAGUUGAUUCAUUCCCCCCUCACAUCAUGUCCAGUAAUACAGAGCAUAGAAUCCUGGUAAGAGGAGAAGCUGCUGAAAAGGCCUUAUGUACAGCGGCCUGAGGAGUGCUUUAGGAAGGGCUGUCAUGGCUGCCCCCUACAGGCCAAUGAGUGGCAUUUUUUUCCCAGCACUCUGAAACUAGCAAGCAAAGUCUACAGACAACUCAGACUCUAAAUAUGGUCUGGUUUCAUGAAGUUUUGAGUGCAUAUGGGAUUUGGAACAGGAUCGUAUUUCUGCUGAUGUACAACCACAACAAAUCCUCUCGUGUAUUAUAUUUUCCAAAAGGACCUAAUUGCAACCAUAGUACCUAUGAGUGAACUACUUACGUGUGUAUUGAAUUUGUGAUUCAAUUGUUUUAUAUUAAGAACAGAUAUAUAAUAAAAAUAUAUAUUAAACAUAAUAUUUAAUUUGGAUUCAUAAAAAUGUAGGGAAAUAUGGUAUUAUCCAAGCGGCAGAAUAUGAAACUAUAAUAGUAACACAACAUAUAUUACUCAUGUAUUACAUUAAAUGUAUUUUUUUAAACAUCACAGCCCAGCUGAAAGCUGAGAACGCCCUUAAAAUGGGCCAGUGAGCUGGUUCUGAUGGCAAAUGCAGCCUGCAGUGACAUGCAGGAAAGCACGUUAACCGACACUUUAAUAGGUGGUACAUCUAUUUCCGGUGCCUGUGUGUGUCUGGAGGUCACUGUAACCAAUGUGCGUGCAGUGCACUGUAUGACACUUUGCUUAUUCCUACGGGGUUUAUUUUGGGAGCGGGCUUCCACAGGACAGGGAGAUACCAGCUAAUCUCCCGUCUGUCACGACUGUUAUGUGUGCGCAGGUGUGGCAAGUUUGGGGGGGAAAAACCUGCCACAGACCAUGUCCGCAUACUUAGGGAAGUCCACGUCAUACAAAAAUUAAAAGGUUUACAAUCCUUAACAAAGACGGCAUUGCCUGUUUGCUGUAGUUCAAAGUUGUAAUACGAUGCAAUAAAAAAGAGCGGAGAUGCGCUCUGCUUGUUCUGGUCUGCAGCUCCAUUCUCGUCCUUCUGCUUUUAAAUGCAUAGAGUGCAGUAACGUGUGCAACUGAAGCGCUGACUACUCACAAAUCGGUGUUGGAAUAGGAGACUUAAGUAAAAGAAUAAUGCUUAAGUACUCACCGUUUUAAUAUGUUGAAUUCCUUGGUGCUAGGAAGAGUAAUUCCUAAAGAAUGCCCUUCACGUUGAAAUUCUGAGAACAUUGUCACAAUCCAAACUAUGCUGCUGAUGUAGGCUGUGUGACUAGCUGCUGUAAAAUGUAACCUGUAAGUCACAAUAGAAAUAUCAACUUAAAUGUAUGUUACUCAAGUUGUCACGUCUUAGAGUAGAAGUAUGGUACUUCUGCACUCUGUUACCCGAUUUGUGGCCCCCGUCCCCCCGACACGCCCCUUCAUCCAUGUACGCUGGAUUCGUAUUACAGCUCAAUACUGUCAUUUUAGAGUUAAGUGAUUGAUUGUUAAAAUGUCAGACUGAAUGCGUUUGCUGAAAGACUGUACAACUUAAAAUGCAAUUAAAGAAAAACAAAUGCUGAGAGAGAAUGUGUAUAUUAAUAAUUGCAGAUAUUAAAAAAAAAAUCAAUUACUUCUGCGAUUCUGCUUUUGAGCAGAUAUUACUGGCAGUUUUGUACAUGUUACUUCAAACACCCUUAAUAUCUGACCUGCCAUACUGCUGUAUGUAGCCGUAGCAUCACAGGUUAUUUGUAAACCAAUAGAAUCGAUUUGGCCUAAAUGUGAUCCAACUUAAUCCAGCAUGCAGGGAAGCGAGGAGGGACCGGUGCCGUUGCCGGCGGAGGCCUGUGCUGUACAUGUCAUUAACGGAUACAAAUGGCGUCCUUCAAUGCUGUACAAAGAGGUUGUGAGGAUGGGGGGUAAUGGAAAUGUGUGAUGUAUUUGCUGAAGGAGGAAAUCCGUACAUGCAUUUCAGGGGCUGGUAAAGACGACGACAAACCCAAAUACAGCUCAUUUAUACUUUUUAAUUACCUACAAAAAUAUCUGAACAGAUGUGUGUCUAAUGCUUAUCCAUGCGACUGCAAAUAAAGGCAGUAAUGUCUACUGA
Molecule: messenger RNA, 5181 nt
Organism: Brienomyrus brachyistius
Lineage: Eukaryota; Metazoa; Chordata; Actinopteri; Osteoglossiformes; Mormyridae
Gene: abhd8b
Product: abhydrolase domain containing 8b
Exons: 5
Coding region: 347-1684 (445 amino acids)
Molecular function (GO): catalytic activity
Source: RefSeq, a predicted model, not a curated record